AUGUCAGGCGGCUCGCAACACAAUCCGAAUGGUCGACAAUCUCAAUUGGGCCCCGGUUGGAGCCCCUUGCAGUUACAGGUGGCGAAUUUCUUGGCGCGGGCCCCGCAGGCCCACAUGGCGUCGGAGCGGGGCGUCACUUGGCACACACCGACGCCGCCGCCUCACCUCUACCACGUGCCGGCGCCUUCGCCCCCGGAUCCCCUGCAGGCGAUGAAAGGCGCGGGCGCCAACUCGGUGUUCCGGCACACGGCGACACCUCCCGAGCUCUACCGACACACGCCGACACCGCCAGACAAACAUCUGUUGAGGCACACUCCCUCACCGGGUGACGUGAAAUCAAACGCAACACUACCUCCUGCAGAGCUCUACCCCCAUUUGGGCCCCGCCAGAGACAAGAUGGUGCGCGCGGAGGAGCUGCUGGCGUACGCGCGGGGCGGCGUCGACCUGACGGUGGGCGGGCCGCGGGGCGCCAACGGCUCGCCCGCCCCCGCCCCCGCCGCCGCCGCCGCCGCGGGCGCCCCCGCCCCCGCGCCCGCGCUCUCCGUGCGCGACGCCCCCACCAUCAACAGCCUGAUCGCGCGCGCCGCCCCGCACGCGCGCGGCCCGCUGGCGCGCGUCGACGCCCUCCUCGAGCGGCUCGCCCCCGCGCCCGCCGCCGCCCUCGCGCCCGCCCCCGCGCCCGCCUCCCCCCACUCGGUCAUCGUGCACCCGCGCACCGCGCACACCCCCUCGCCGCCCUCCUCCAACGAGGACUCGGCGGACUCCUGCGGCGCACCGCCCGGCUCCAAGCGGAAACGGAAACCGGAGCGCACGAUCCGCAUGCCCGCCGCACUCCCGCCGAAGUCGGAGCCGGGGCGGACGCCCACGCCCACGUCCACGUCCGCACCCACGCCCACGCCCACUUCCACACCCAACGCCACGCCCACGCCGCUCCAAGAGCCCGCCGAGGCCGUGUACGCAGCGCGCGCCUCCCCCCUAGUGGCGCGCGGCACGCACACCUCGCCCGCCGCCUCGCGCCCGCCCCUCGAGAACGGCGACGCCCACGCCCACGCGCCCAACGGCCCCGCGCUCGACCGACUUCCCACACCCACGCCCACGCCCACCCCCCCGCCGGCGCAGUCGCAGCCCGAGCGGCCACACACGAGGAGAAAAACCCGCUCCGGCUCCGCGGAGACUAUAGACGACAUCGCGGCCAUGAUCGCGGGCACCACCGGCACCAGGGGCCAGCCCGAGCCGGCGCCCGCGGCGGAGCCCGAAGCGCCCGUCACGGUGGACAAGCUGAAGAGCGUGCUCGCCAGCCCCGAGACGCAGGCGGAGCCCGAGAAGGAGCCCGAGCCGGAGACGCCGCCGGUGGAGGCGGCCGCGGCACCCAGGAGGCGGAGCGCCAGGACCUCGAACACGGAGUCCACCAACGUACCUGUCGAGUCGCCGUCAGAGGCGAAACCCGCCGAGCCGGAGGCGGAGCCGGGCAGCGCCGAGCCGACGGCCGCGAGCUUCGUCGAGGUCGAGAACCAGCUGGAGAAGAUGUUCGCCGGCCUGGAGGAGGAGGCGCCCGCCGCGACGGGGGCGGGGGCAGGGGGCGCGCGCACGGCCAAGGCGAAGAAGCGGCGGAAGUCGGCGCCCACGAAGGGCGAGCGGAAGGUGGCGAAGAGGGCGGCGCGCGCCUCGGCCGACGAGGCGCGCAGGAAGACGCCGCGCCGGAAGGGCCAGGAGGCGGCGAAGCGGCCGAAGGAGAGCGCCGUCAAGGACGCCUACGACUCGGGCAGCAACGCGAGCUCCGGCCGCUCGCGGGGGCCGUACAUACAGAUCGUGGGCCCGUGCGCGUCGCCGGUGUCCGUGUCGGUGGUGAACGCGUCCGCGGCGGAGGAGGCGGCCGGCGGCGACUGGCGCAACGGGCUGCGCGCGCGCGGCCUGCACGCCAGCACGCUGGGGCUGCGCUACGACGCGAGCACGCCCGACGCCUCGUGGCUGUGCGCGUUCUGCGAGCGCGGGCCGCACGCGCGCGCCCUCGGCGACCUCUUCGGCCCCUACGCGGUGCCCACCGACUGCGACGAGUUCAGAGCGUUGGACGAGGCGUCGCGCCGCCGCUUCCCGGCGAUGGCGGGCGGGGCGGAGGUGUGGCUGCACGAGGCGUGCGCUGUGUGGGCGGGCGGCGUGGUGGCGGCGGGCGCGCGCGUCUGGGGCCUGGCGCCCGCCGUGUGGGCUGCGAGGGCGGCGCGGUGCGUCGCGUGCGGCAGGGCGGGCGCGGCUGUGGUGUGCGCGACGCGGGCGUGCCGUGCGCGCGUCCACGUGCCGUGCGCGCCCGACGCCGACUGGCGCCUGCUCGAGGACGAGUUCCGCGCGCUGUGCCCCCGCCACGCCCCGCCUCUCCCGCCGGCGCCAGCCCCCUCCGCCGCGGCCGCGCCCAACCGG
Molecule: messenger RNA, 2412 nt
Organism: Iphiclides podalirius (scarce swallowtail)
Lineage: Eukaryota; Metazoa; Arthropoda; Insecta; Lepidoptera; Papilionidae
Source: the annotation of a GenBank genome assembly